AAGCACUCGUGCAAAAAUCGGUCGCUCUGAUAAAAAAUUAAUGUUUACGUGGUUUUGAUCGAAAAUUUCGCGUGUUUUUGUGUUUUUAAGUGCUGAAGAGGUGUUUGGAUUAAAAUGGGCAACAUACACACCGUAGGACCUAACGAGGCCUUAAUUGUUUCAGGUGGCUGUUGCGGCUCAACGAAACGAGUAACAAUAGUGGGAGGCUGGGCGUGGGCGUGGUGGCUCGUCACAGACGUGCAGCGUCUCUCGCUGGAGGUGAUGACCUUGAAUCCUAUGUGCGAGAGCGUCGAGACGUCGCAAGGCGUCCCUCUGACCGUCACAGGCGUCGCACAGUGCAAAAUAAUGAAGGCUGACGAGCUGUUGCACACUGCCUCAGAGCAGUUUUUGGGGAAGUCCGUCAAAGAGAUCAAGAGCACGAUUUUGCAGACUUUGGAGGGACACUUGAGGGCGAUUCUAGGAACGCUUACAGUCGAAGAAGUGUACAGAGACCGGGACCAGUUUGCGGCGCUUGUGCGCGAAGUGGCUGCGCCGGAUGUCGGCCGCAUGGGCAUCGAGAUCUUGUCUUUCACGAUCAAAGACGUCUACGAUGAGGUGCAAUACCUCGCGUCGCUGGGCAAGGCGCAGACCGCGAUGGUCAAGCGAGACGCCGACGCCGGCGUCGCGGUUGCCAACAGGGACGCCGGGAUCAGGGAAGCGGAAUGUCAAAGAUCGGCGAUGGACAUAAAAUAUUCCACAGACACGAAAAUAGAAGACAACUCCAGGAUGUUCAAGCUGCAGAAGGCCAACUUCGACCAGGAGAUAAAUACUGCCAAAGCCCAAGCCCAGUUGGCGUACGAACUGCAAGCGGCGAAGAUUCGUCAGAAGAUACGUAACGAGGAGAUCCAGAUCGACGUGGUGGAGAGGAAAAAGCAGAUCGAAGUGGAAACGCAGGAGGUCAUGAGGAAGGAACGCGAACUGAACGCCACCGUGCGGUUGCCUGCCGAAGCUGAAAGCUACAGGGUUCAAAUGAUCGCGGAGGGCAAGCGCACACAAACAGUAAAAAAUGCACAAGCCGAGAGCGAAAAAAUAAAAAUGCUUGGUGUAGCCGAAGCCACUGCCAUUUCAAGCAUAGGCAAAGCCGAUGCUGAACGCAUGCGACAAAAAGCCGCCGUCUACAAGCAAUACGGAGACGCCGCCAUCAUGUCCAUAGUCCUCGAGGCCUUACCCAAGAUUGCCGCAGAGGUGGCGGCUCCGCUGGCCAAGACCGACGAGAUCGUCCUGAUAGGCGGCUCUGACCACACCACCGCCGAAAUAUCCCGAUUGGUCGGCCAGAUCCCGCCGGCAGUUCAAGCACUGACCGGCGUUGACCUGUCUAAAGUGCUCGGGAAAAUACCGGGCGCCACCACCAACAAACCCAUGGCGGCUGCGCAGUAGAAAAAAAAUCGGUUCGUAUUGUCUAUUUUUUGUUAAGUCGCUGGUUGAUUUCCGUUUUCUACGUUUUUGUACGUCGCUGGCGGUGCGGUAGAUCGAAUGCACCGAAACGUUUGCUGUGGGUUUCCCCUGCGACUUAUUUUUUAUUUUAUCCAACCUUCAUUAUUU
This is a messenger RNA of Brassicogethes aeneus, 1581 nucleotides long. The record is from the annotation of a GenBank genome assembly. NCBI's taxonomy places the organism in Eukaryota, Metazoa, Arthropoda, Insecta, Coleoptera, Nitidulidae.